Messenger RNA from Sycon ciliatum, 2252 nucleotides. RefSeq lists its product as uncharacterized. Bases 486 to 1439 code for a protein of 317 amino acids. Gene Ontology annotation, cellular component: membrane. The record is from RefSeq and is a predicted model, not a curated record. NCBI's taxonomy places the organism in Eukaryota, Metazoa, Porifera, Calcarea, Leucosolenida, Sycettidae. The transcript is spliced from 6 exons.
UGGCAGUAUUACCAAGUAUGGGAUGGACGUUCUGUCGGGCUACGCGAGGUGGUAUCCAUUGAUUUUCCUCACAUACAAAAUUCCCUCAAUAUUGCAAUGCUCUCAAUGAAGCUCUUCAUAAUGACGACAGCCUGAAUUUGGUUCUAGCCGAGUUGUUCUUUUCUGAUAACAAGGAAGCCGGAGCGGCGCUGAAUGUUUGCCCAGGAUGAAACUCGUCACUGACUACUGGCCUUGUAAAUGUUGGUAGCGAACAUGUUUUCCGCUCGCCGACCUCUUGGAGUAGCGCUGUUUCUCCUGGUCCUUGUUCAGGCAUUACAUGGCGCCGCCGGACAAUCAACAGGUUGUCUUAAUGAAACGUACUCUUUCUCUGGCGCUCUCUCACCCGUCCGUUAUUCUUCAUUCCUGAAAGUCGUUACGGCAAAAAAAACCUUGCUUAUCUCUUUAACAAGGCUAAUCCCAGUGGCCCAGCAGUGGAUCAUACUACAAUGACAGAAGAUGGUCAGUUUCUUGCUUUCCAACAACUACUGUGCCGAUUGAACAAUAAGACAUCUGGUACUGCAACCACUCCACAUCUCUGCCCAACAUCACCACAAUCAUCUGUUAGAUGUAGCAUGACAUACUAUUACAACCUGCAUGGGAUCUAUGCUGGAGGACUCUAUGUUGGCACCCGGUUUAGGACUAUUGAUUCUUUUAGUGGAGACCAAGGCCAUGGUCGGAAUUGGACAAAAUCUACCAUACAGGCAGACUUCCCACCAGGGACACCAAUUGAGUUUGUAUUCAACUUCACGUGCAACCCAAAUCCUAUAAUGGAACCUCUGGUGUUUUCGCAAGUUACACAAGGGAUUGUCGCUAUAGAUGACAUCACCGUCGUAUGCGACUGUUCCGCACAACAAGCUUCUUGCAAAGGGACAACUCCAACUCCCCAGAUCUUCACCAGCCGCGGCGUCAGCAGUUCUCAGUUUGUGUCAACUUCACCAACUGACUUGUCAGGGACGUUGCCAUAUAGCACCACUUACCAAAGCAGCUCCCAAGGAAUGGCUCACUCUGCUCUACAUGAAUCCACAACAACCAAAGCAACUCGGUCCACCGUGUCACCAGUUGAAUCAAAUGAACAACAAACAGCUGUCCCAAUUGCAAUCAUACUCGGAGUGUCUGGGUUAGCAGCCGGCGUCAUCAUUACUCUAGCAGUGGUUCUCGUUAUGAAAAAGAUGCGAUCCAGGCUGCAAGCGGAAAGCCAGCAUCAAGACAACACAGCUCACGCUGUCUCAUUCCAACUUCAUGGAGCACCUGCUCCAAGUACGGAGAAUCCUGCCUAUGGUGUGGCCAUUACUAGUACAUGUGUAUCAACACCAUCAAAGAAGGCUGCUGGAGCUACGCGGAAUGGCAACACUAGCACAAAUAAUCCAUUCGAUUCGCAUGAUUAUAUGGAUAUUCCGUAACCAAAUUAAUGUACUCAUUAAGUGGUCAGCGGUACCAUUCGGCCUUUCAAUAAAAUAGCGCUCCUCUUCUCCAUGCGCGCAUCAGCAGACUAGCUGCUUCCUUCGGUCGCCAUUACACAUGCACACAUACGGAUACUGUAAUGCCUCCCGACUGCUAUUUCGUCUACAAAAGGGCUCUCUAGAGAAGGUGAUGCUGAACCAGAUAAUCUGAUGGACAUGGUGUACUGUAGAAAAUAGGCACAAGGCACUGGGCAAGGUGUGAAACUGACAAAGAAAAGAGAAGUUUACAAGAACAUUCUCAAAUCAUACACAGUGCGCAGGCCCACGGUUCCUUGACAAUAGCAAGUGAGAAACUGGUGUUGUCCUACUUCGAAGCACUAUCAUAAUCAUCAUUUUUUCGUAUGGCUAGAUAUUUGUCCUAUUUCCUCCAAACCUUCUCGUGUUUCCUAUGAUCGAUAAUUCAAAAAGUGUUGUGUGUUUCUCUCUGUUGUUUACCGUACCUACCUUCAUUUACCCUUAUGAUGCAUGGUCCCACCUAUGGCUGCUGGAUGCUAGCCCGGUGUGUGCCAAUCUCAGGCCUUCGGCUGAGUGCUGAUUGCGUACAUUGUACACUCAAUGACUACAUGUACAGUUAUGUGUAUUGAAGAGAAAUUCCACAUCUUCAUGGCGGUUGGUUGGGUUCUUUUCUUUAACUUUGGGUUCUUUUCAUUUGCUUCGAGUUCUUUACAUUUUAAAAUUGUUUUGGGUUUUAGUUGCAUUUCUAUUAUUGAUCAAGAUGGUAUUUUUGCCCGUACAAGAGGCCGGACCAAGUGA